Messenger RNA from Dama dama (fallow deer), 1770 nucleotides. Its product is annotated as basic proline-rich protein-like. Lineage: Eukaryota; Metazoa; Chordata; Mammalia; Artiodactyla; Cervidae. The record is from RefSeq and is a predicted model, not a curated record. The transcript is spliced from 6 exons. The coding region runs from base 1 to 1770 and encodes 589 amino acids.
AUGCCAACCCUGGGCUACCUGCUGUGUUGUCCUCCACCCUGUGCUGGCCCUGGCUGUGUCCUGACCUGCCCACCUUCUCCACUCCACCCUUUGAUCCGAAGCCUCAGAACUGUGGCCGCCCUCCGGCCAGAGGCCACGUGGGACCCGGUGCCCACCUCGAUGCCCCACCGCGGUCUCCACAAGCAUGGCCAGGUUCUCACGGGUCACAUGGUGUUCCGGGAGCCAUCCAGGCUGGGCCACAGACCCCCGGCCUGCGUGAGCAGCCGCCCGCCCAGCCUCCGCCCAGCACCAAGCCUGCUGCUCCAAAUGCAGGAAGUGGGAGGCCCGGCGGCUUCUGACUCCCGCCCUUUAUCAGCCCACGCCGCUUCCUGCGGCCCGCGCAGCCUGCACCCGCGGCGCCGGGACACCAGCUCAUCAGUGACUCAUCGAGAGCCUGCCCUGGGGACACCCGGGCCCACGCCCCCCUACUCCUGCCCUCAGCCCAGCCCACAUCUGGCUGUGCCCGUAGCCAGUAAGGUGGGCAGCCAGGGCUGCAGGGCCACGGGGCUGAGCACAAGCUCCUGCUCCCCCAGGAGCACCGACACCACCACCUCUGGGGGCCCCGAGCUCUCACCACCUCUGCCGGUGCAGUCACCCAGCCCCAGGCUGGCGGCCCACCUUCCUGGUCUGGGCCCCAUCAUGGCCUGUCCAGCUCCUCCCUCUUCUGGUCUCAGUGUGGACCCCUCCUCCUCUUCUGGACCGACCCCUACACCUCUCCCGUCCUGGGGCCUCUCAGGGGAUGCCUCCACUCCACAGAACUUGUCUCUGACCUUUCCUGAGCCCCCAGACUGCACCAGCGGGAACCCAGACUCUGCCGCUCACGGGGAGACCCCUCCUCCCUCACCCCAGUGCACCCCUUGCCCAGUGCGCCUGGGGACACCCGUGUGGGUCAGGACGGGAACUGAAGUUGGGGCAUGGGGGCCGUUCCCCCAGGAGUUGUCCCUGUCCUCACGGCCGACCACAGACCCUCAGAGCUUCGGCAAGGUCCUGCUGGUGUGGCCCCAACUGACCCAAGACCUCCCACCCUGGGAGCGUCCCCCCAGCUGCCGGCUCAGCUCCACAGCUGCUGAGGCUGGUGGCAGGGCCCACAGCAGUCAGGCCCCUGCCGAGCCCUGCAUGGGCACUUUCCCAGGCCCCACCAAGGCGGGCACCUGGCAGACAAUGUCUUUAUUCACUAUGACCUCCGGGUGCCCCUGUGAGGUGUGGCAGCCUGCCUGGCACCGGCCCCACUGCGGCCUUCCACUGGCCUCGCCGGGCCCACCACUCUGGCCGCUGCCCCCCCGGGACCCACGUGGGCCAUGGUGUGAUGGCUUCCUGAGCAGCGCUCUUCUUGCAGCGGGAGGCCAGAGCGCCUUGCCUCUGCCGCCGCCCACAGCCCCUGGGAAGGGCCUGGGCGGUCAGGGCCUGAGGCCCGCAGCCUUGGAACCCAUCCCUUGGACCCCACCCCUUGCCAGCCUGGCUGGGGCCCAGGCCUCCCCAGGGACCGGUCGGCCCUCCAGGCACGUAGGCCAGGACGACGCGGGGAAGCACCAACCAGCCAGGGCAGCUGCUGCUUGCCCGCGAGCGACCCCGACUUGGAAGCCCCCACCCCCAGGAGGUAAUGGCCCGUCGGGGCCCCCAGCGGGCCAGUGUGCACAUGCAGAGGGCCAGCUGUCCUGUGGAUGUGGCCACGGGAAACCAGGAGAUUGUGGGGAGGACCCCUGGGCAGGGGCCCAGAACCCAAGGCAGUGA